UUAAACGUUUUCCAGAAUGGGGUUCGGCUCAGAGAUGGACGGGUGUGGACAAUUUGUGAAAUAUAGUAUGUUUGCUGCCAACUUUGUCAUAUUUGUGGGUAGCAUAACAGUGUUCGGAAUUGGCAUCUGGACUCUGAUGGACAAAUCGUUCAUCAAUGAGUUGCUGGGCACAAAUCUGUUCAUGGGUGCCGUCUACAUUCUCAUUGCGACAGGAGCCCUCGUGUCUCUAAUCGCGUUCUUCGGAUGUCUGGGCGCCAUCAAGGAGAUCAAGUGUAUGCUGCUAACUUACUUCAUCAUCAUCCUGAUAAUUUUCGUUGUGAUGCUGGUUGGCGGAAUACUGGGCUAUGUUUUCAAGGAGAAGGUCAGGUACACCAUGGAGCAAGAAAUGUACAGCUCCAUCAAAUUCUACAAUGAGAAGAGAAACAUCAGACGAGCAUGGGAUGAUACACAGGAAAAUUUGCAAUGCUGCGGCGUGACCAGCUAUGCGGACUGGAAAGGAAACAUUCCUGACAGUUGUUGCCGAGAAAUCGAGGGAAAGAAAAUUCCUUGCAAAAACUUUCAAACCCAACUGAAUAUCUAUACCGACGGCUGUUUGAAUGUGACCGAAAUUUUUGUCAAGGAUCAUGCGUCUAUAUUGGGAGCAGCCGGUAUAUCUGUUUCAUGCCUUAUGCUAUUCGGACUGGCUUUUGCUUUCAUCUUAUUCAAGAUAAUAGAAUGAACUGCGAGAUUGUAUGGUUAUUGUUCCAUUGCUGCCGGGGUGGACUUCUAAUAAUAUUACUGAUUGUAUUUAUUGUUGUAUUUUAUAGUAUUUAUUGAUAGAAUUCUAUUGAUGACAUUAUUUUUUAAGAUAGUAUAGGCCUAUAUCAAUGUUAUUCACCAAAAUUUGCUGGCGCUCUUGAGCUA
Nilaparvata lugens (brown planthopper) is the source of this 903-nucleotide messenger RNA. RefSeq names its product tetraspanin-9-like. Lineage: Eukaryota; Metazoa; Arthropoda; Insecta; Hemiptera; Delphacidae. The record is from RefSeq and is a predicted model, not a curated record. Bases 17 to 718 code for a protein of 233 amino acids. Gene Ontology annotation, cellular component: membrane. The transcript has a single exon.